AUGUCUGGGUUUCCUUCAUCACACAGCCUCCAGACCCCCAAGAAAUACUACUCUAGCUUCAAGAGCAACUUGAAUCUCCAAGGGAAAUUCCACGACAUUGACGAUGAAGCCCAAUUCCGUGCUUAUCUGGGCUAUCUAAAAGAUGCACAGACCCGAAACUUUGUGCUAGAUUUUGGAAACGACGAUGCGUGGUGUGCAGUUGAUCUGGAAGAGGAAGAUAUUGCGACACUAGUGCGCAGCGCCAAGCCAAGGUUCUUUGGGACCAGAUGGAUUAACAUCUGGUCGCCAGAGCAGCAGAAAGAUUUGGUCAAAACAAUAACGAGCCACUACGGCAUCUCCGAGCGUUUACAGGGGAUGAUGUGCACUGACCCGGUGGUUCGCCCGGGCCAAUCCACGAAUCCUUUAGCAAAUGGGGUUCACGAGAAGAACGACGACCGAUUGCCUCGUGUUUCCCGUAAGAAUGACCUUGAAGAAGCUCAAGAACUGAAGGAUUUAUCAGAUCCUGCUGAGAUACAAGCGGCUGCAUCAUUCAGAGGCAUUACCUUUGCGCAUGUGACGAAUCAAAUCUGGCAUUUCUGCUCCGUAGACUACGGUCCGAGAUAUACAUGCAUUGGUUACAACUCGUUGUACGUAGUGCCGAACGUUGAAUUUCCCAACGGACAGGGCCUACCUGAUGGGAGACGACUAUGGUCUUGGUUGAUCCUAUGCGACGACGGCACUGUUAUUUCCAUGCAAGAGAAUCCGUACCCUGGACUUUCUAGGCCGUCGGAGAGGGAGCUGAAGUCGGUACUCGGUAUAGUUCGCCGAAAUGUACAACUUAUCUUUUCCGGUGUCUCUAAGCGGCACUCGGCCCAGUCGGAGAGUGAUUCAUUAGUGACCAUUCGCGUACGACCUGCUCACGGCGGUGGCCCAGAUCAGGCUAGUAUAAAGCAAGAGGAUGGCCCUAGUUUACUAUUCUACUAUAUAUUCGACGAUUGGGUUUCCAGUUACGCACUUGUUGCAAAACGAGAGCAUCAAUACGGGGUUCUUCUUGAUCGACUGAGGGAAGAGAUGCUCGGCAAGCCUGUGGUUGGACUAGUCAAUGAGCUACACUGGUUAGGCAGGAGAUUAGCCGUCUUGAAGCGGCUUUAUCAGAGUUACGAGCUUAUCAUGAUGCGGAUUCUUCAAAGACAGCGCCAUCUUCGAGACGAAGCGAAGUCGAACCGUCCUCCGCUGCCCAUCGGGCCUAUGUUCGGAGAAAGUGAGGUGGUGGACCUUCGACAGCCGACCCUGCAGAGUAGUUGGAGUGUUUCAAGCAAUGUAGACACCUCUGUUGGUGUACAGCUGAGUUCGCCUGCUGUGGCCCGUUUUGAAAGACUGCUAGAUCGUAUCAAGCUCUACUGCUUGUCUGAGAUUGAGACCUGCUUGACGGAGAAAGAAUCUCUCACAUUCCUUAACUUUAAUCUUAUUGCGCUGAAGGACUCGCAGGCUGUCGAAAAGCUCACGAGAAUCACAAUUCUGCUGGCUAAAGUGACAAUCCUGUUUUUACCCGUCAGCUUGAUGACCGGGUACUUUUCGACCGAGCUCAAGAACGUCAAGGGGGUGUAUACAGUUAACCAAUACUGGGUCAGCUUCGGCGUCAUUAUGUUUUUGUCCAUCGUGCUACUCACACUGUUCGGCUACCUUAGCGACACCGUGGAGGGCAAAACUAUCUAUCAAUCACUAUCCCGUACCUUUGUCCGAUCUUCUAAGCACAAAAUAUCAAAUCGAAAGGAGGAAUAG
Aspergillus bombycis is the source of this 1761-nucleotide messenger RNA. RefSeq lists its product as uncharacterized. The record is from RefSeq and is a predicted model, not a curated record. The transcript has 8 exons. The coding region runs from base 1 to 1761 and encodes 586 amino acids. Gene Ontology annotation, molecular function: magnesium ion transmembrane transporter activity; magnesium ion binding; cobalt ion transmembrane transporter activity. Lineage: Eukaryota; Fungi; Ascomycota; Eurotiomycetes; Eurotiales; Aspergillaceae.